Molecule: messenger RNA, 940 nt
Organism: Coccomyxa subellipsoidea C-169
Lineage: Eukaryota; Viridiplantae; Chlorophyta; Trebouxiophyceae; Coccomyxaceae
Product: thioredoxin dependent peroxidase
Exons: 5
Coding region: 110-583 (157 amino acids)
Biological process (GO): cellular response to oxidative stress; cell redox homeostasis
Cellular component (GO): cytoplasm
Molecular function (GO): thioredoxin peroxidase activity
Source: RefSeq, a predicted model, not a curated record
AGAUUGUUGUGCCUCACAAGAACAUCUUGAAUCCUCAGCACAUCUCUGCUUGAGCACUGUGCAGACGCAAGGGACAGCCAUUCUCCCUCGGAUCCGUUGAUCUACUACAAUGACAGUUAAGGUUGGAGGCUCCAUCGAUCAGCUGCCUAUUUACACAAGGAAGCUGAAGACGCACGAGGGUGGUUCCAUCAGUCUUGAUGACUACCGUGGCAAGAGCAGUGUAGUACUAUUUUUCUAUCCCAAGGCAUCUACACCAGGAUGCACAAAGGAGGCAUGCAAAUUCCGGGAUGAGUACAGCGUUUUCAAGGAUGCAGGCGCUGUGGUGCUGGGCAUCUCAGGCGACACCCCAGAAUCCAAUGCUGCGUUUGCCAAGGCGCAGCGUUUGCCCUUCCCUUUGCUGAGCGACGAGGGUAACCAGUUCAGGCAGGCCUUGGGCGUGAAAAAGGAUCUGUUUGGACUGCUGCCUGGACGCCAGACUUUCGUGUUCGACAAGGAGGGCAAGGUUGCUUUGGUGUUCAACAGCCAGAUGAAGGCAGAGCAGCACAUUCAGGAGGCCUUGAAUGUUAUCAAGACACUGAAUUAGAUAGAUUUGGGUCCUUAUUGUGCUAUUGAAAGGUAACAGGCACUGACGCCUGGAUGAUGUUUUGAUUCUGUAUGGCAUGCAUGCUAUGCAUGCAACUCUUGUCAUGCCAAGUGGGGACGGUAGCAGUGCCAGUAGUACAACUUCAACGGGCAAGAAUAGAAAUGUUUACACUAGCGUAUACGUAGGUAGGCCUUUGCUUUUGGGAUAUGACAAAAUGCCUGUACACAGGGCACUUCUCGUCAAGAAUCACAGAUAGAGUCGCUGGGUGUCAAGAGUCAGGACAGGAGCUUGUUGUCCAUCAAUUGUUACUAAAUUCAAUAUGUUAGCUCCGGACCCGGUCAAUAAGUCACAAAAUCA